Messenger RNA from Engraulis encrasicolus (European anchovy), 5181 nucleotides. It is a transcript of the gene mepcea, whose product is annotated as methylphosphate capping enzyme a. The transcript is spliced from 5 exons. Lineage: Eukaryota; Metazoa; Chordata; Actinopteri; Clupeiformes; Engraulidae. Bases 623 to 3121 code for a protein of 832 amino acids. Gene Ontology annotation, molecular function: RNA methyltransferase activity; O-methyltransferase activity; snRNA binding. Gene Ontology annotation, biological process: snRNA modification. The record is from RefSeq and is a predicted model, not a curated record.
ACCGUUCGGUGAGAUUCUGCAGAUGAGCUGAAAGUUGGCAGUGCAGUUUAGGAGGAGUUGAAAAGCAGAUAACGCUCACUAACAUACACAUCCUCACACAGAAUUGUUUCGUUGCUGAUUCUGCCAUUUUAAAAGAUAUGGAGUGAAAUCUGGAGGCGUGUCUGCUUAAAAAAAAUAUUUUGAUUUUGGUAGCGUUAGCUAGCAAGGUAACAAUCAACACAGCUAGCUGAUUCAAGUGACGCUGGCAGUGUUAACGUUGCCUUUGCAUACAUUCUGUCGUGAUCUUGGAAAUCCUUCUCAGUCGACUGUCUUUCUUGUCGAUGUAGAAAAUAAGUCGAGUGAGGCUAAAGGUAGUGUCGCUUUAAGAGGAGGCGGAGAAAGCGCCACUGUAGCUGGUGUUGAAAGUGCUGGGGAUUUUAGCUCCAGCACUGCCUGUGUGUGUGUGACAGUGUGUGUGUGCGCGUUUCCCUUCAAUGGGACUCUGUCUCGAUGUUUCAUGAUUUAUUCAUGACUGUGAGAGGAACGUGACGUGCAGAUACACAAAUUUUACACUGACGUGGAGGCGGUUACACGCAAAACAAAGGUCAAUGCCAUUGCCUUUGUCAGCUGGGUUGCAAGGAAGAUGAUAGAGAUGUCUGUUGACAAAGAGACUGUUUUAUCGCAACCAGAGGGGAGAUCAGUUGACUCCCAUCCCCACCACCGCCAGCCCCCAAGCAGCUUUAAAGACAAUGUUCUAACGUCCGGCCAGGCUCCUGCAGCCAAAUACAACAUCAUCAGCCAGGAUGACACCGGCGUUCCAGAUGUAAUAAAAAUGGGCAGCACAGCAGAGGUGAAUCCACAGGAGGCAAAACCGGCGGACGACAAGGACCAGGAAACAGGCGACAAUCAGGCCCAGUUGGAGUCGAACAGCGGCCCGCAACAGCAGAACAACAUCCAGUCACAACAGCGGCUCAACAAGCGUCGCAGCACCAUGAACGCCACCUUCAAGCACCCCAUCUCUGGGAAGCGGCGUCGACGUGCCAAUUCGGAGAGCAACCCCGUCCUGCCCACCAACUUCUUGCUAGGCGGCAACAUCUUCGACCCUCUGAAUCUCAACAGCCUAUUGGACGAGGAGGUCAACCGGGCCCUGAACGCCGAAACGCCCAAGUCUUCCCCCUUGCCGCCAAAGAGCCGCGAACCGGUCGAGAUCCUCAUUCCCAGGGACAUCACCGAUCCCCUCAACCUCAACUCGGGGGUGCCGGGGGGAGACGUGGGGCCCCUCAUCUCCCCUCUGAAGACCAGCGGCGGGCGGAGGCGCCACCGGAACCGUCACCACGGCGGCAGUGGUGGUGCCACAGGGCCGGGCAUGCCCGGGUUUCCCCUGGCACAGCCGGAGUUCUCAGAUGGCGAGAGGUCGGCGGAGGGUGCGUCUGCCACGGCCGAGGGACUGUCCUCCUCCUCUUCCUCCUUCCCGCCUCCUCUAUCGGGCAACGCGGCGGCGGGCAGCACUCUACCCGAGGGGGCAGCCAUGCUCAACACUUCACCAUCCACAGGACUCAGUGCCUCCACUGUUGGCACUGUCGUCGAAGACUCCAGGAACCUCGGCCUACCCAAUAGGAGACCUCCAUCAUCACAGAGGUCUCUCGGUGGCCAAACAGCUCCAACCAGCAGCUUGGAUGUCGGAUAUGCAGCGAUGACAGGGCCUGCUUUUCACCACGCACCCGCGCGGCAGCGCAAGCGGCGACGGGCCUCCAGCCGGUCCGAGAGCUCCCGCGGCUCCUCCACGGGCCCCACCAACAACAAACACGCCAGAAGCGGCCGGGACCGAGCGUCCACCACCACAGCCAACAGCAGCAGCAACAACAACAAGCACAGGCAGCCUUUCCAAACACCCGUGUCCAGCUCGGGCCCGAGGCUCAUAGGCCGACAGCAGACCACCAACGCCAACCACCACCGUGGGCCUAACAAGCAGAAGCCCAAGAAGAAGUUCCAGUACGGCAACUACACGCGCUACUACGGCUACCGAAACCCGGGCCGGAGCGAGGACCCGCGGCUGAGCCUGCUGAGGCCCGAGUGGUUCCAGGGCCGCACGGUGCUGGACUUGGGCUGCAACACGGGCCACCUGACCAUGGCCAUCGCCAAGCAGUGCCGGCCCAGCCGUAUCGUGGGCCUGGACAUCGACGGAGACCUCAUCCACGCCGCCCGGCAAAACAUCCGCUACUACCUCUCCGAGAUCCAGGCGCGAGACGAGAUGCGAACGGCGCGGCACGGCGAAGACGAAAGCAGCCAGAGGGGGCACUCCUCGGACGACAGGAAGGACGGAGUGCUGGACGAAAAGAACAAGCAGAGGAACGAGGCUUCGUUGGAGGAGGAGAAGGAGAAGGAGGAGGACAGAGGAAAGGAUAAGUGCACACAGCAGCCGCAACGGGGAUUAAAGCCAAGCAGUCGAGCAGAGAUGGAGCCGGAGCAGGGAGAGAACUGUUUGGAGCAGCGGGUGGCAGCUGACAGGAGCGAAGAACAAUCAAGUGAGAAAAUGGAGGAAGGAGGAAAGGAGGGAGGAAGAGAAGGAGGAGAAGGAAGACGGCGACGACGUGGAGGUGGGAGGAGGUCCCCGAGAGGGAGGCGCACCUUCCCCGUGUCUCUGCGCAUCUCCAGGGGCCCCAUCGCGGCCCCGCCGCUCCCUCGCUCGCCCGGCAGCCAGCAGUGGGGAAGCUUCCCGGGUAAUCUCUCCUUUGUCCCGGGGAACUACGUGCUGGAGAAUGAUCAGCUGCUGCUGACCCAGCGUGAGGAGUAUGACGUGAUCCUGUGCCUGAGCGUCACCAAGUGGGUGCACCUCAACUGGGGUGACGCGGGGCUGCGGCGCCUCUUUCACAGGGCCUUCAGGCACCUGCGGCCCGGCGGCCUCUUCGUGCUGGAGCCCCAGCCCUGGAGCUCCUACAGCCGCCGCAAGAAACUCACGGACACCAUCCACAAGAACUAUGUAAAUAUCCGCAUGAAGCCGGACCACUUCUCCACGUACCUGACCUCCGAGGUGGGCUUCAAGAGCUACGAGCUGGUCGGAAGGUCGCACAAUGAAACGCAAGGUUUUCAAAGACCAAUCUAUAUAUUUCACAAAGGACCGUCGAGCAAGUCACAUCCUUAAGGCAGCGAAACAAGAAGCCCCUGGAGGAAGAAGACAUUGAGUUUGUUAUGGCUGUCGUCAUGUCUUCUUCGCAAGGUCAUGCUGUCUUGGACAAUUAGGUGACGACACAUUUGCUCGUUUGGGGAAAAUAGAGGGACCAAAAGAGGAACUCAAUCAGAUGUUUUUGCAAUUGGACAUGAAUCUAAUCUGAGAGUUUGUUGCACUGAAGAGAGACGACAGGCUUGGUGCUGCGAUGGCCUGAGGUCACCAUCGCAGUACCACCAAGAACUUCAGAAUGUCUAGUAGGAACAUUUUUUGGACAAAAAAAAGACUUGCGUUCAAGGGAGGAGGAAGUCGGAAAAAAAGACAGUACUCUCCUCCUAUUUGGUGUCAUAUGUUGUGUUCUAAUCAGUUUGUUUUGUUUUGAACAAGAGGAAAUGUGUCACUUUUUCUAUAACUAGGUCUGAAGACCAGUUAAAAAGCACAGACCCAAAAUUUGAAAGCCUUUUAUCCCCCCUCUUGGAAGUAAUCAAAUGUCUGUUAUCUUAAACAUAUUUCCUCUUGUUAUUAGUCAUGUUAAUCUUUGGAAGAUGUUUUAAUGGACAGCUGCCCUUUUCAUUUAAGUGUUUUUGUUGCCGGUAAAAAAAAGAAAUAUUCAGCUUGCUCAUUUGAUGUUAAAUGGUGGUGGAGAAGACCCCGCAAAUGGUACACAGAGGUUGAAUGAAUGAUAGCUUUUUAAAAUGGCCGCCAACUUCAGCUAGUUAUUAUAGAGUAAAUGGCUGGUACCAUGGAUGAACAGAGGAAUUACUUAUCCCUGUCAUUAUCAACUUCACAUCAUCCCAAAGACAUCACAGUGCUAACACUGUGCUGGUUUUUGUCAUUUAAAAAUUAGAGCCCCUUUUUAAAUUGACCCCUGUUGACUGAACAUAUUAUUUUAUUGGAUUCUUUUAUGUUUUUUUUUCUUCAUUUCCUUUUUUUUCUCGACCAAAUCCUUGAGGACCGCCAGUCAUUACAGAUCACCACAAUAACUUAUUUCAAAAUAAGUUUAAUUUUUCAAUUCAAUAAGUUCAAUAUUUACUUCAAAAUAACUAAAGGUCAUGGAAGUGCAUCAGAUUCAACACAGCCUGACAAGCAAACAAGAUAAUCCGUUAUACAGUAGCUACAGGCAGUGCACACAAUUAUUUCUCAAGUGCAAUAUGCUUAGCUCAAACUCCAAUGAACGCCACAGUAAUGCAGUACGCUGACAGCAAUUCUCAAGUACAUGUUUUUGUUAUUAGUAACAUGUCUAUUAACGUAUGCUAGCUAAAGCGCCACUAAUUUUUACCUGUCUGUGAAAUUUUUACAAAAUUGCUCUAUUACACUGUUGUUGACCAAAUUUAAGCCACAUGAUUUUUUUCUUAUCAAUUAAUAUGUUAAACUGCGUUGUGCAGUUCUUUUUUUUCCUUUAAAAAAAAAAAUUGGCUGUAUUUGUGGCUAAAAGACAUGUGCCCUCUUUCACAAUUUCUGCAUUCGAUUAACAAAACUGAAUCGCUUCCUCCACCACAACCCUCAACUCUGAGCCAAUUUGGUGUUUGAAUUGAAGACAGCCUUGACACCCAAGUCCACUCCCCCUGAGUGCAUUAGCAGAAGGAAAUGUUUCAGGUGCUGUCGAAAAAGGACAACGCAAAACCCGACAUAACAGUUGACGAAUUUCAAAGAGCCAGACAUUUUGAAUGUUGAACAUGACCGAAGAGGAUUACGUUUGUUUUAUUUGUUUUGUCAGCCUUUAAACCAGGAAAAGUCUUUAUCAUUUGUUCUUCCAAUGUUCAAUUUGCACUGACUUGAGACCAACUACGCACAAAACACAGAGAAGGCUCCUCUGCCUUUUGUGUACUGUGUUGGUGUGUGGAGUGGUCCUUGAAUCAGCUUGUCUCCAUUUUGUAGCCUAUUUUUAAUGUCAAAAAAACGUUUGGAAAUGGCUGGUUAGAAUUAAAUGUGAGACACAUGGGUCUGACUGACCUAAUGCACUCUUUCUGUUGGAGAGAUAAUAACAUGAAUAUGAAAAAAGCAAAAGAUUUUGAAAAUUAAAAACGUUGAAUUGG